Molecule: messenger RNA, 9846 nt
Organism: Plasmodium falciparum 3D7
Lineage: Eukaryota; Apicomplexa; Aconoidasida; Haemosporida; Plasmodiidae
Biological process (GO): positive regulation of DNA-templated transcription; rRNA processing
Cellular component (GO): preribosome, small subunit precursor; nucleus
Source: RefSeq, a predicted model, not a curated record
AUGUUACGAGAACAACUAAAGAAUUUGAAAGCACAAAAGAAUAUCCAAGUUUUUGAAGAUGAUAGUUACGACAAAAUUAGUAGAAAAAAGUACAGUUUAUUCAGGAAUUUAUAUAAGAAUUUCAUUUUAUCAUCUUUACACAUAGAAUCUGUUAAACUAUGCUUUGAAAAUUUGAAAGGGUUAAAUAAAUCCUUUGAAGAAUUUGAGAAAUUAUUUUGUUUAGAAGAUGGAGAUAUGGUUGAUAGAUUAUAUAAUGAAGAUGAAAAAGGAAAUAAUGAGAUAUAUUUAAAACAUCGUGAAUUUUUAACAAAAGAAGAAAAUAAAUAUAUAUUUGAAAAGAUAAAGUUAUUUUUAAAAUUAUGUUCUUUGUAUUGUGAUAGAAAAGAAAUAAAAAUUUUGCUUGAAUUUUUAAUAUAUAAAUAUGAUAUAAAUGUAAAAUGUAGUCAAGAUAUAUUAUUAUGUUUAUUACCUAUCUUAUUUAAUAAAAUCAAUUUAAAAAAUAUAUUAGAAAUAUUAUAUAUACAAAAAGAUUGUGUGUUUGUAUUUUUUAAUAAUUGUAGACACGAUGAUUUAGUAGAAUAUAUAGAUAAAGCAAUAUUAAUACAAAAUAUUAAAAAGAAUAUUAAUAUAUAUAAAAUUAUUUUUAAUUAUAUUAUAGAUUUAAUAGGUUGUAUACAUAUGAUUCAAGAUAUAGAAAUAUAUAUGACAUAUAUAAAUUUUUUUAUAUCCAUAUCAGAAGAUAUUAUACAUAGUUAUAUUAACAUUCCAAUAUCUUUAAUGGAAUUUUAUUUUAAUAUAUUAUUAUCAAUAAUAAAAAUAGGGAAGCAUGCAUUUCAUAUGUUUAAUGAAAAUAGAGUUAUGAAAAAAAAAAUGAAUAUAACACAAAAUAAUAAUCCUAUGUCAGAUAAUAUAUAUAUAAAUCAAAUAAAUAUAUCUUCUAAAUUUUUAGAUAAAUUUAUUAAAUUAUUUGAAAUGGCUAUACAAAAAAAAUCAAAAGAAAUAACCAAUUUUCAUGUUUUAAAAAAUAAUAUCCUUACCAUCUUUGAAAAGGAAUUUAUAGUAAUGCAUGAUAUGGUGAUAACAAAUACCUCUUGUUCUGAUUUUAUAAAAUCAUUAAUUCUUUUGUUGAAUAUUAUAUAUAAGUAUAGUUAUAAUAUUCAUUUUGAUAAUUAUAUUAAUACAAAACAAAUCAAAUAUAUAUCGGAAGAAUAUGAAGAACAUGAAAUAGUACAACGAAGUUCUGAGAAAAACGGAUCAAAUAUGAUAGAAAAUAUACAAAAUGAUUUUCAUACAACAAAUGGUUUAAAUGAUUGCAUUAUAGCAAACAAAUAUAUUAAUAUACAACAAAAUCGAACGAAACGAUCUGGUGAAAUAAUAAAUUCGAUGAAGGACAAUGUAGAUAAGAAUACAAAUUAUAUUAUAGAUCUUAUCCAUUUUGUUAAAGAUAAUAAAUAUAAUUUAUUUGAUAAUGAAAUAAAUAAUAUUUUACAAAAGGAAGAAAUGAUAUUAAAUUUUGUUAACCUUUUUUGUGAUGUUAAGAAUGUAUACGAAAUUACAGAUAAUUUAAUAAAAAUAAUUUUUAUAAAGUGUUAUUAUUUAAAAAUAAAUAUAUCUAAUUUAGAAUAUAUUUUUUAUAAUAUUCCAUUCAAAAAAAAUAAUAAAAAUGAUAUCUUCAAUAUAAUUUUAAUAAUUAAUUUAAUAUCAUACUAUAUAUUUCUUAUAAAAAAAGAACAUGAACAAGAUGAAAAAAAUAAGGACAAACAAUUUAUGCCAUCUGAGCAUAAUGAAGUAAAAACUAUAAAAGAUGAAUUAAAGCCAAAUACAAAUUUUAUACAAAGGUUGAUAAAAAAAUGUGUACAUAAUAAUAAUAGUAAUAAUAAUAAUAAUUUAUAUGUGAAUAAAAUAAUUAAUCCUAAUCAUUUCUUUGAUAUUAUAAAAUAUUAUAUGAAUGAAAAUAAUGAAUUAUUUAAAAAAAAAAUUAUCUUUUUUGAAACAUAUAGUAAAAUAGAUCAGGGAUUAAUAUUAUUGCUUAAUGUAGGUAAGAACAAAAUGAAUCAUAUACCUUUAUACAAUAUUUUAUAUAAAUCAUUAGACGUCGACACAACAUAUCCAUAUUUAAUAAAUGAAGUGCUAAGAAAUAUUAAGUUUAUAUAUGAUUAUAAAAUGAAAGUAACAAAAAUGAAUGCUCUUAUAGAGCCUGCGGUACUCUCAAAUGAUAUUCCUACAGACCAUAUGAACAACAACAAUAAUGAUAAUAAUAAUAAUAAUAUCAAUAAUAAUAAUAUCAAUAAUAAUAAUAUCAAUAAUAAUAAUAACAAUAAUAAUAACAAUAAUAAUAAUAUUCAUAGUAAUAAUGAUGCUUGUUUAGAUGAAAAAUACGAACAAAUGAGAAAGGAAUACUUAACCUUAGGACUAAUAAACAAAGGUAAACAAUUCCUAAAAUCAAAAAAACAUAUAGAAAGUUUAUACAACAAAGUAAUAUUCCUAUUAAAAGAAAAUAGAAUUGAAUUUAUUGAUAAUUUAAAAUACUAUGAAAAAGAGUUAUUAUAUUUCUUUCCAUCCAAGAAAUAUAUGUAUAAAAUUUUAUUUAAAUCAUUCAAAAAAUUAAAAUUAGAAAAAUUUAUUCAAAUAGAUAAAGAGAGAAAUACCCUGUUUUUAAAAUUCUAUAUAAAAGUAUUUAUGGUAAAAAUGAAAAAAUUGCAAGAGAAGUAUAAAAAAGAUUUAAUGGAAGAUAAAUUUUUUAGAAAAUUUAUUAAUUUUAACUUUUCCUUUUUUUUUAUUAUUUAUGAUUAUAUAACAAAUAGUAAAUCUUAUCCAGAACAUUCCUACUUUUCUAGGUAUAUUGCUUCAGAAAAUUUUAAAUUAAUCAAAAAGUUCUUUUUAUAUUUAUCUAAAUUAAGAAAUAUAGAAUAUCAAUCAUUUGAAGAGUUUUUUCAGAAAGAAAUAAAAGAUCAUCGUUUAAACAAUAUUAAAAUUAUUAUAAAAUAUAGUAAUCCAUUUAAAUCACUAUUUUUAUAUAGAAUCAUAAAUUAUUUUACAAUGGUUGAUUUGUAUAAAGUGAAAGGCAUUACGUUUAUAAAUACAGAUCAAAAUGGUAAUAUAUUUAAAAUUAAUGCAAGCAAUAAUAGUAAUAAUAAUAAUAAUAAUAAUAAUAAUAAUUAUAAUAUUUUAACAAUAGAAGGACAAAAUGAGUUACCAUUACUUAAUAAUACAAAUAAAAAUUAUAAUAAUAAGAAUGAAAUUUUUGCUAUUGAAAAUAUAGAAAACAAUUUAAAUCAAAAUAAGAAAGAGUCAGAAAAUAUUACAUAUGAUGAAAUAAUGAUAAGAAAAAAAGAAUUAAAAAUAUUUUUAAUGAAAGUAUUCAAAAUAUUAUUAAAUAAUAUAAAUGAUACAAUUUCUAUCAAAUCAGAUAUGGAAAAUGCUAAUUUAUAUAUGAAUAUAUUAAAAGCAUAUCAAAAAAAUAUUUUAUUAUUUGUAAAUUAUGAUAUCUCCUUAACAACUUAUUUAUAUUAUAAAUAUUUGAAUAUAUUUUAUGUAAGUAAUACAUAUUCUGUUUUUAUUUUAGACACAUUAAAUUACUACUUCUUUCUUUACAGAACAAAUCAUUAUAAAAAAUUAAUAGGAGAUAAUAAUAUAUGUUCAGCUAUUGUAUUCGAAUUAUAUAAACUUUUGUUGAAAGAUGAGAACACAAAAAUAGAUAAAAAAGAAUUUUAUCAAUUUAUUAUUACAUCUAUAUUGUUGCAUAGCAUACCAGAUAAAAGUACUAUUAAUCGUGUAGCAUAUAUGUGGAAAUAUUUACAUAGAAAAUUAAGAUCAAAACCAUUUAUGAUGGAAUAUGAUAUUAUGAAUCAACUCUUCUUACAAAAAAAAACUAUAAACGAUUUAGGAAAUUUUGUUUUUGUAAAUGAAAACCAAAACACAUUUGAUGUAGAAAUAAAUAAUACAACGGAAAAGCAACAUAUUAAAAAGGAUAAUAUAAUAAUAAAUAAUGUAGACCUUCACCAUACUGAUUAUAAUACUUCUAAUAAUAUAAAUUCAGAAGAACUACAUAUUAAUUUUAAUGAAUAUGAUUUUAUAAAAUCUUGUAAUGACUAUCAUUUUGAUUAUAGAUGUUUUGUUGUUUCGGCAAAAAAUGUACCCACACGAAAUAAUGUAUAUAAAGAAGUAAUGAAAUAUUAUUUAUUUAUUUUUUCCUAUUUUAAUAAACAUUUCUUUGACAUAUUUAUAUCCAACUUUUAUAUUUUUCAAUUACAAAAAUGUAUAUUAUACGAAUUUCUCAAUUCAAAUAUAAUCCUAAUAUUUUUAAAAAGAAUCAUGAGACGUAAAUCUUAUCCUUAUAAAAUUACACAAAUAUAUAAAUCAGUAUUAUCUAGAAAUCUUGAUAAAAUAAUUAAACAAGAACAUAUAUAUCUUUUCUUACAUUUGAUUGAUUAUUAUAUUAAUGUAUUAGAAAAUAAUUUUUCUAAAAAAAAAAAAAAAAAAAAAACAGAAAAAAAAAAAAAAAACAUAUCUAUAAACUCAGAUAUACAAAAACGAAAUCACACUAUUAAUCAUACAAAUGAGAAAGUUUGUAAGGACAAAGAGGAUAAUAAUAUAAUUCCUAUAACUAAUAAUAAUAUUCCAUUAAAUGAUGAAAAGGAAAAAAAAUAUAUUAAUCAAAAAUUAUUUCGAACAGUACAUUCUAUUAAUAUGGAUAUAUAUUUAACAAAAUUAAGAAAUGAAUUGAAUAAUAAAAAAAUUCCCAAAAUUAAAUAUACGAAUUUAUUAAAUGAAGAAUAUGACGAAAACAUGUUUUUUGAUAGUUUAAAAGGUUUUUUUAAAUAUCAUCAAAAUUUAUUUGAAGAUAUAUAUUUCAUUAAAGAAAAUGAUAUUAAACAUAUAUGUGAAUUAAUUAUUAAUAUUAUAAUAAAUUCAAAAUGUUAUUUAUUCUUAAUCCAAUUAUUAUGUAUUAAAAAUUUUUCAAUAAGUUCUUUAUAUAAAAAAAACGUAUUACAAGCAGUAGAAGACUUAGAAAUUACAAAUAUGGUAUUUUUCAAAAAAUUGUUUUUAAAUAAAAAAACACAAAAUUAUAAUUCCCUUUUAUUAAUGUGUAAAAAUGUAAAGAAUCUUAAGGAAAAAAACAAAAUUAUAUUAUUUAUUGAAAAACAAAUGGAUAAAAAAAAUAAUUAUACAAAUUAUAAUAAAAUUAUUAAAAUACUUCAUAUAUUAUCAGAAACAACUGAUGAUACGAAUCAACACAAUACUACAUUAUAUCAUGAAUAUGUUAAUACACAUAUAAGUAUAUUUAAAAAAAUAUCCUAUUAUUUAAAUAUUUGUGAUAGUAUAUUUAUAAAAUUAAUUAAAUAUAUAACUAAUAUAAGUACACUUAUAUAUCAAAGUACAUAUCUUAUAGCAUAUCAUUUUUCUUUACAUAAAAAUAAUUUCUUUUCAAAUAUUGUAAACUUUUUUCAAAAAAAUCUAAAUUAUUUAUAUGAAAAUAUAUUUUUACAUCUAGAACCCUUAUCAAGAAUUUUGGACAAAAUUAUAAAGAAGAAAAUAUAUUUGUAUGUUAUAUAUGAGAAAAAACAAAUGUAUACUGAUUAUUCUAAUAGUAAAAAAAGGAAAGGUAAUCAUGAUGUUAUAAAAGAAAAUAAAUUAUUGGACCAAUUAAAAGGUAAUCAUAUUCAUGAUAAUAAUGAUGAUGUAUCUAUUGUUAAGGAAAAUGAUGAUAAUUCUGAUCAUUUGGAUACUCCAGUAGAACAAGCAAAAAAAAGGAAAUUACAAAAUAAUAAUAAUAAAAAUAAUUGUGAUGAUAAUAAUAAAAAUAAUUGUGAUGAUAAUAAUAAAAAUAAUUGUGAUAAUGGUAUAUCCAUGUAUGAGCAUAAUUCUUAUAACAUUUCAGUAGAUCAAAAAAACAUAAAUUUUGAUAAUCAUAAUAAAAUAUAUGAUCACAUGAUAAAUAAUAACUCCAAGAAUUCAUUUAACGAAAAUAACUUUAUGAAUUAUUAUCAUCUACACAUUUUUGCAUUUAUAUGUACAACUAUUAAUACAAUAUUCAAGAAUGAAGUUGAUAUUAAAAAGUUUACUGUUUUAACAAAUAAUAUAAUAUUCCUAUUUAAUAAAUGUUAUAGUUCCUAUGUGGUUGCUAUAUGUCUUAUAAAUUUAAUUAUAAAAAUACCAUUAGACAAAUUAUAUGAUUGCAAAAAUUAUAUACUAGAAAUAUUUAAUAUAUAUAAUUAUGAUGAUGUUGACUAUUGUAUUAAUAAUCAAUUAUUGCUGUUAUUAGCUUUAUAUUUAUGUCCAGAGAAUUAUAAAAAAAAUAUCCUUGUAGAGGAACUAAAAACAGAGCAAGAACAGAAUAUUGAUAAUCAUACGAAAUAUAAUAAUAAUAUGCAAAUAUCUUAUAAUGAAAAUAAUAAAAAUCUAGUAUAUCCAUAUUAUGUCUAUUCCAAAUUAAAAUAUAUCAAACCACAUUUAAAAAAAGUAACCAAUAUUCAUAACUUAUGUUUAAAACUCAUUUCAUUAAUAUCCAUAAUUCAUAAUGUGAAUGAAAAGGCUAUUAAAUCUAUUUCUUACUUUAUUUAUUUUUCAACAUUUCAAAAUUUUAUAUUAUGUUUAACCCUUGCUCAAGACAAAUUAAUUAGUAGAAAACUUAAUUUAUUGUACAAAAAAUUCUCGUUUCAAAAUACAGAUACAUUUGUGUUAACCCAUAUAUUAAAUAAUUUUAAGAUAGAGUAUGAUUUAAAUACGCAGGGGAAAAUCAAUAAUGAUCAGAUUGAAGAUAACAUAAACACAUUACAACAUUAUAAUACUUAUUAUGAAAAAAAAAAUGCAAUAAAUAAUCAAAUGCAAAAAUUAAUGAAAACAGAUCAAGCUGAUAUCGAAAAAUAUAGUUAUAUAAAUCUAUCAAAAUUUGAAAACAGCUAUUUGUACAAAUUCCUUUUUCAUUUAAACAAAUUGAAAGAUUAUAUGAAAUUUAAUGAUGGAUUUCAGAAAUAUAAAAAAUUUAAACAAGAUAAAAAUAAUAAUGAAAAUAGAUCCAACGCCUCCUGUGAUGAUAUAUUAGAGGAUAAAUAUUUUGUGUAUGAUAUAUUUUGUGAUAUAUUAAAUUGCGAACCUGAUAAAAGUAUUCAAUUAUUUAAGAGAAAUGUGUUUCUUUUUUAUGAACGUUUAAUGGAUAAAUUAUAUCAUUUAAAUUUUGCAACUAAUAAAAAUUUAUUAAAAGAAAUUAUAAUCUUUAUUAAUCAAAAAUUAAAUAAAGAAAUGGAUUGUAAAUAUAUAUUCGAUGCUGUCAUGUAUUCUUUAUGUAAUAAGAAAGAAAUAAUGAUUUCUCCAUUAAAUGAAUUAUAUAUAAAUAAUAUAUUUAAUAAAUCAUUAUUUAAUAUUAAAUUGGAUGAUUCUAUGAAAAUAUUUAUUAUCUCCAAAAUAAAUCAAAUGUUAACAAAACUAUUUAAUCAGUAUUAUCAAGUUGGUAAAUACGAAAGAAAUAAAAUAAAUAAAUUCGACAAAAAUAAUAAUUAUUCACAGAAAAAUGUUACACAUAUGGAAGCUAAUCAAAAUGAUGAUAAUAAGAAGAAACAUGUUGAACAAGAAGAAAACAGCUCAUUAAAUAAUAGUAAUAAUAAUAAUAAUAAUAAUAAUAAUAAUAUUAAUAGUAGUAGUAGUAGUAGUAGGACGAGGAAACAACAUAAUGUGGAGCUUAAAACAAACCAACACAAGGUAUAUGAAGAAAUCGAUAUUAUAUAUGAAGAAUAUAAAAAAUAUAAUGAACAAUUUGGAUCAGACAUUUUAAUAGAAUCAGUUAAUCAAAAGGAUACAACUAUGAAUAAUACAUUUGAUCAUGAUAUAUAUAUAUCCGAUAUUAAUUCUAUAGAUUCAGACUACAAUUUCGAUGAAGGAGAUGAUUCAUAUAAUUCCAAAUCAAAAGAUCAAUCCAUUGAUAUGGUAAAUUUAAAUAAUAGAGAUAUAAUAAAUUUACACAAUAAUAAUCACACGUUAGAUACAUUAAAUAAUAUUAAUGAUUUAUGUACUGUAGAUAAUAUGGUAAAUAUAUUUAAUGAUGAAGAAAUAAAGAAUAUAAAAUUUAUUAAUAAAAUGAAAGAUUUAAAAAAAUUGUUUGGUAUAGAUAGCUAUUAUAUGAAUAAUAUACUAAAAUGCAUAGCUACGUUAUUAAUUAAUUUCCCCAUUAUUACAAAAAAUAAAAUGAUUGAAUUAUUUCAUGUAAUGUUUUUAAAUAAUAAAAAGUAUAUAUUAAUAAGUACAAAGAAUUUAUUGGUAGAAUAUUUUUAUAGUUUAAGUAAUGAGAAAAAAAUAAAUAAUUUAAGAAAGAUUAUUACAAAUCCUUUAAAGAAAUUAGAUUAUAAUCAUUUAUUUUUUAUCUUUUCAAAUAAUCAUAUGAAUAUUUGUUUAAAACAUUUAAUAAAGUAUUACCAAAAACAAAAAAAAAUAUAUUUUUUCAAAAAUAAUGAUGAUACAAAAUAUGAUUAUAAUGGAUCAGUUAUUAUGAAUAAUUGUUUAUUUUAUUAUCAACAUCUUAUAGUAUAUGAAAAUUUAUUCCAAAUAACUAAAAAGAAGGGUAAGUUGGGUUUUAAUUUCCUUUUUGCAUUAAUAAAAAAUUAUAUUAAAAAUUGCAAGGCACAUAUAACAGAUUUAUAUAAUAAACAUAAACAAAAUAUAAAAUAUUUAAAUAGUGAAGAAUUUCAUUGUUAUGGUGAGAACAUAUAUAAUAUAAACAGUUUAACAGUUGAUUUAAGGGCAGAAGAACAAAAUAUUGUAACAUCUUUAUUAUAUACAUCCACAAAAAUGAAAGUGAGUUCAUUAAGUAAAUUAUUUGAUAAUUUAAUAUCAUGUUUUGAAAAUAAGAUAUUCGAAAGCACAUCAUCAAAUAUAUUAGAUAACUAUAAAAGUACAUAUGAAAAAAGAAUAUACUAUAUAUUCUUUUAUAGGCUUUAUAAAAAUUUCGGUUCUGUGUUAAAUAGUAGUAAUAAAUAUUUGUAUGAUCUAUUAAAUAAUAUUAAAUUUACAUUAAUAUCUUGUCAAAAAAAUAGUCAAGAUAUUUUCCAGGUUGGUAAAAAUCAUACGUAUAAUAAAUAUAUGCAAAAUGGACAAGUGGAAAAAAUAAAAAAUAAAUUAGGAGAUCAAUUUGAUGAUAAUACAUAUUAUGAUAACAUCAAUGAAACAUUGUUAAAUAAAAACAAUGAAGAAUUACAAGACAGGGUUGAAGAAAAAGGAUUAAUAUUAAAUAACAAAGACAAAAAUAAUAAUAAUAAUAAUAAUAAUAAUAAUAAUUUAAAAAGUAAGUGGUAUUGGUUCGAUUUAGGUUAUCCUACAUUAAUGUGUUUAUAUGAAAUAUUAAAAAGUGAAAAAAAUAAUCAAACAAAUAUGAAUCCAAUAUUUUUCAAUACAUGUUUUGACGAUGUCCUUAAUUAUUUUAAUAUAUUUCAAUACCUACCUAGAAUUCAUAUAAAUGAUCAAUUCGAAAAUAAUGUAAAUGAAAAAAUUCUUACGAAUAGUGAACAUUUUGAUAUGAAAAUGGUAUCUAUUAUUUUAUUAGAUAUGUUAAAACUAAUAUUGUGUAGAUAUUAUAUCUUAUAUUUAAAUGACCCAGAAAAAAUUCAAAUUAUGACAAUGAGACUUUCACUAAAAAAUUCAGAUAAUCAUAUUAAUAGUUAUAAUAUUACUAUAUGUAUUAUUUUAACACUCAAAUAUAUUUAUGAAAAUAUUGGUUAUAACCAACUAUUAUUUUCCGUAAAAGAUUUGUAUCAAAUAUUUUCAGAACUUAAUAACCAUCCGGAUGAUGAAAUAGAAUAUAUAUCCAAACAGUGGUUUAAUACAAUAAGGAAAAAUUCAGAAGUAGGAAAUAUUUAA